AUGCGCUUCUCAAUCGCAUCGUCCCUACUUUUCUUAACGAGCGUGGCUAGCGCUGCCUCGUCUUGGAGUUUCACCGAUGGCUCCGUCACUGUUGGCUCCAAGAGAGCCCAGGGCGUUACUGCAAAGUUUAGCGACCAGAAACCUGCCAAGAAGUCUCUUGUGCUAGGCAAGACAGAUACCAUCAAGGUCUCGUUGACCACAACCGAAGCUGGCGAGCCCAAGCGACCUCACCAGGCAUUCCUCAUCCUUACCGAGUCAACUGGCCUCGAGGCCCCGUUCCCUCUCAAGAUGAAGGCCUCUGGAAAGGGCGAAGCUGAGAUUUCACAAAAGGACCUCCCUAUCCAACUGCUCCUCUCCGACGAACCCAUCAAAGCCAACCUUGUCCUGGGAUCUUUCGGUUCAUCUAACCCUCUUAUUUCCCCCGUCUUCGAUAUCGAAGUCCAAAUCGACUCCAAUGCUCCUACACCUCAGUAUGAGGCUCCUGUUCGAUAUGGUCCCCGAGCCGAGAUCGACCAUAUCUUCAAGGUUGGCGACUCGAGUCCUCCCGUGGUUGUCACUCUCGUCUUUGUGCUCGCUAUCGUUGCUAGCGUUCCUGCUCUCUUCCUCGGCUGGCUCUUCCUUGGUGCCAACGUCAACCAUUUGCCCAAGGCCCUCAAAGCUGCACCUAUCUCUCACGCCGUCUUCUUUGGCUCCAUUGUCGGCAUCGAGGGCACGCUGUUCCUCUACUACGCCCAGUGGAACCUCUUCAAGACCUUGCCUAUCGUCAUUGUCCUUGGCGUAGUGUCGCUUCUGAGUGGAACCAAGGCCCUGAGCGAGGUCCAGAGCCGACGUCUCGCUGGAGAGAGGUAA
This is a messenger RNA of Fusarium tjaetaba, 849 nucleotides long. Its product is annotated as oligosaccharyltransferase delta subunit (ribophorin II). Gene Ontology annotation, biological process: protein N-linked glycosylation. Lineage: Eukaryota; Fungi; Ascomycota; Sordariomycetes; Hypocreales; Nectriaceae. The coding region runs from base 1 to 849 and encodes 282 amino acids. The record is from RefSeq and is a predicted model, not a curated record. The transcript is spliced from 4 exons. Gene Ontology annotation, cellular component: oligosaccharyltransferase complex; membrane.